UCUGUGUUAUUAACGUCAUUUUGAGCAGGUAUAUGGCAGGUAUUUUGAUUAUUUUGACAUAUUUAGUAAUUUAGUUUACCUACCUUGCGGAAUAUUGUAAACAUUCCUUUGAUACAUCUCCAUAUCGUAAUCAGUAUUUGUUUAGACAUUAUAUGUUGGCGUGCUUGUAAGCCCGAUAAAGUGUGGAAUAAAUCGCUAUUAAAAAGAUACUCAAAGGAACUAAUGACACUUAUUUUUAUAAAGUCAAAUACUGCUAUAAAUUAGAAUGUCGCUUGUUAAUAAAUUGUAUUCGGGUGCUAACCAUUACCGAUUGACGACGUCGUUUAAUAAUUGUCGAAGAUAUAGUGUACAAAAAAAGCAUUUCGAUAUUGUUGUGAUUGGUGGAGGUAUAGUGGGUUCUGCAUCAGCGAGACAAUUAUUAAUAAAACAUCCCACUUUAAAUAUUGCUCUUGUCGAAAAAGAAAAUCGAUUUGCAUUUCACCAAAGUGGCAAUAACAGUGGAGUAAUACAUGCAGGUAUAUACUAUAAACCUGGGUCAUUGAAAGCAAAAUUAUGUGUCGAAGGCCUCAAUCUUUCAUAUAAAUAUUUUGAUGAAAAAGGUAUUAAAUACUCAAAAUGUGGUAAAUUAAUUGUUGCUACGAAUAGAUCUGAAGUUUCACGUCUCUUAGACUUAUAUGAACGUGGAGUAAAGAAUGGAGUAAAAGAUAUAUCUUUAUUGGAUUCAAAAGAAAUUAAAGCAUUAGAACCACAUUGUAGUGGAGUGCAAGCAUUGUGGUCUCCACAUACAGGUAUUGUAGAUUGGGGAGAAGUGACAAAUUCAUAUGUGCAUGAUUUUGUUAGCAUGGGUGGACAAACCUAUUUAAAUUUUGAAGUGAAUAGGUUUUCAGAAAGUGAAAAUUCUGAAUAUCCUGUAACAAUAACAGAUACCAAAGAAAAUUCUAUACAAGCUAAGUAUGUAUUGACUUGUUGUGGCUUACAAUCAGACACAGUUGCCAUGUUAACUGGAUGUCCAGAAGAGCCGAAAAUUAUCCCAUUCAGAGGUGAAUAUUUAUAUUUAGUACCACAGAAAAGUCAACUUGCUAAGGUUAAUAUAUAUCCUGUACCCGAUCCCAGGUUUCCGUUUUUAGGCGUUCAUCUUACACCAAGAAUAGAUGGACGAGUUAUUGUAGGCCCUAAUGCAAUUUUAGCAUUUUGUAAAGAAGGUUAUAAGUGGAGUGAUGUAAACUCAAAGGAAUUGAAAGAAAUUUUAAAUUUUUCUGGCUUCCAAAAGAUGGCUUUAAAAUAUGCUGGUUUUGGUUUAAAAGAAAUGAUGAGGUCAGUGUUUAUGCCAUUACAAGUAAUGCAAGUUCAGAAAUAUAUCCAGGAAAUAACAACAAGUGAUGUAGAAAGAGGACCUGCUGGAGUAAGAGCACAAGCUUUGGGAAAAGACGGCACAUUAAUAGAGGAUUUUGUAUUUGACUCUAAACCUGGAUCGGGAGCUAUUGGCAGCAGAGUAUUGCACUGCAGAAAUGCUCCAUCACCUGGUGCCACAUCUUCUUUGGCAAUUGCCAAAAUGAUAGCUGACAAGAUAAAAGAUGAGUUCAAACUAUGAUAUAUGUGCGGUUUGUUAAUUUUUUUUACCACAAAAACUUGGAAUUAUUAUUUAGGUCAUAAUUUUUGAUCUGGCUGUAUAUAAUUUUAUGGCUUUAUAUGUAUACUAUACAAGUAGUUAUCAAUUUUAUUAUAAAAAAUGUUUUUAAUGAAUAUUUUAUUAGUUCAUAAUGCAACAUUUCGUUUAUUAGAACUAGUCAUAAGUUUAUUAUGCUUUUCUGUUAUAUUGUUUACUGCUUUCAUUAUAUUUUUAUGUUGUUAAUUCUUUUAACACUGUGAUAAAAAUGUUUUCAUAUUUCGUACAAUUUAAUACCACGUUGUAUGUAAUAUAUGAUGUGUAUUAUAAAUUUAAGAGAAAUGUAAUCUUAAUAAAACUUAUUUUAUUACUAA
Melitaea cinxia (Glanville fritillary) is the source of this 1980-nucleotide messenger RNA. It is a transcript of the gene L2HGDH, whose product is annotated as L-2-hydroxyglutarate dehydrogenase, mitochondrial. The record is from RefSeq and is a predicted model, not a curated record. Gene Ontology annotation, molecular function: (S)-2-hydroxy-acid oxidase activity; (S)-2-hydroxyglutarate dehydrogenase activity. NCBI's taxonomy places the organism in Eukaryota, Metazoa, Arthropoda, Insecta, Lepidoptera, Nymphalidae. The transcript has 4 exons. Bases 266 to 1591 code for a protein of 441 amino acids.